AGGGGCCCGAGGAUGGUGACAAGAGAAGACAGAUGGGGUAGACUGUGGUGAGGAGAGUGGAAACCUGCUCAGUCGGGGACAUAGGGAAUGCCAGAGUUUGUGAUCCUCAUUUCAAGGCCUGGAAGUCAGGACCUCAUAAGUACUGAAGCUGACUCGGGUACCCCGGCUGAGAGACCGGCUGUGUGAAGACUACUGGGGAAGGGGCCUGUGUCCUUUCUUGGGAUCAGAGAGUCUGGAUAGGUCAUCCCUGGAGUGCAAGGGCCCUGUGAGAGGAUCCUAAGGGAAGGAGAUAGUUCACUGCUCUGAGUGGAAAUGUUUAGGACCUCAGAGAAAGGGCCACCCCAGCAUGGUAAAAGGGCUGGAGACCCAGAGAGUUUUACCUCAGGAAACAAUCGGUGGGGAGAGGCAUUUGAGGUCUGUGGUAGUGUGAUGACCUGGGAAGGAGGGCUUCUCACUCUUAUCUAGUGGCUCAAACCUAUGCCAACCGGACUGCCAGCAGGAAAGCAGAGGAACGUCUGAGGGACCUCACAGAGCCGAGUCCACAAUGCGCAGGCACGAGGAAAAAGAUGCCGAGCUGGACCGUCGGAUAGUUGCCCUGCGCAAGAAGAACCAGGCCUUACUGCGCAGGUACCAGGAGAUCGAGGAAGAUCGUCGCCAGGCCGAGCAGGGGGGCAUGGCUGUGACCACACCAGCAGUCUUCCAACCUGACGGUCUCACAGUCACCAUCAGCCAGGUUCCUGGUGAGAAGAGGGUGGUCAGCAGAAACUGGGCCAGGGUGCCCCCUUCCCCUGGGAUGACUGGCGCCCUGACAGAUGAGGAUGCUGCAGCCUCAAUGGGCGUUUUCUGCAUGGGGGACCGGGUGGAACUAGCUGUGACCAUGGAGAACAAAGCCAAGGCCAAGCGGAUCGUAAGUGAAAAACCCACCACCCCAGCAAGGAACCCAAGGGCCAAGGGGACAUCUGGAGGAGGCCGGGGUCAGAGUUCUCCCCUGCAGGUGACUUUCAGCCCAGGUUCAGCAGGGAAGGGUGUUCAAGAGCCCCGGAGUCCAGGUGCGGCCCCAGGCUCACCUCCCCAGCAGCCUGUGGGACUGCCUGCAGAGAUCAGGGAAGACUACCGCCAGUGGAAACAGGAGCGUGAGCAGAUCGACCUGGCCCGCCUUGCCCGGCACAGAAAUGCACAGGGUGACUGGAGCCGCCCGUGGGACCUGGACAAAGCCAAGCCCAUGCCACAGGACAGCAACAAGCCUAGAGACAAGAUCUCGACCGUAGGCAGAAAGGGCCCUAGGACCUACCAGAAGCUACAAGUUGCCCCACCAUCCAUGGAUGGAAAACGUCGGGGUGGACAAUCUGGAAGAUCCUCAGUGACAGCCACCAUAGUCAGCAAAGCCCAGGGGAAGGAGAGGCUGACUGGCAGGGCCCGAAGGUAUGAUGUGAAGGAAGAUGAGAAGCUGCAGAACCAGGAGGGAAGCCAGAGCACUGCAAAGACUUCCAAUGCAGAGGAAGGACAUGUACAGAAGCAGCGUGAAAUGGAACCAGGCAGACAGGAGACCGUGCCUGCAACCAGUCCGGCUCUGGCCUCCCCAGAGGGGCUAAAAGGGGAACCAGGAACCUCUACAGCCAGUUUGGCCCUAGACUCCCCACAAAAUUCUGACUUGGCUCCCCUUGACCUCUCUCUAGGAGGGGCUUGCAGCCCCAAACCUGGAGAAAGCACAGAUGGGUUCAGUCCAAAGUGCGGGGCUCUGGAAAGUCCAGGGCCACAGCCAAACGGUUCUGAGCAGCAGAGCCUGGUGUGGGAUGACCACCAGCCUGGGCUGGAAGUCCACACUCAUGCUGAGUCACAGACAGAAGCCGAGGUCUCGGAACCCAAUGAGGACAGGGCCGCUAAGGCUGGGCCCCAGCAGAGCCUGGCACCAAGAAGCAGGCCCCCGAGAGGGACUGGCCAAAGGGCGAGAGGUACUAGUCGGAGAACCAGGGCAGGCGGUCCUGGCCCUGCAGGAAGAUGCUGAGCAAAGCUCAUGGAGUUGGGGAGCCAGGCUACGGAGGGGAGAGCUCAGUCCAGAGUCUUCGGUGUGGCAGGAGUCUGGCUGCUGGUCGCUUGUAACUUUCUGAUCGAGCAAAAUUCCGCAGGGACACCACACGAGGGCCUCUUAUGCACAUCUCUCUACACAAGUGGGUUUUCACAUGUAGGCAAGGCCCCUGGUGUAUUUGCCAGGCAGGGAUCUCUUGUUCAAGAAUGGUAUGCCUGGACUGGGCCUACUGCUACCUAGGAGAGGCCUUUCCCACAAAACAAGAGUUGGUAGUACCCCAGAACGUGGGUCAUUGCCAGGUCUCCCUCCCCAGUCCCAGCCUUCAGGUGCCUGAGCUUUAGGCGGUGCUCAAAGCUGGUGUGGCCAGCCCAGCCCCUUUCUGAUACCCAUGCCUUUCAUCCAGGUGACUCACAGUCCUGGUCUUCCAAGAUGGCCAACAAUUGCCUGAGGCCCAGAGAAAGUGGGUUGAGACUCACGGCUGACAGGAACAAGGGUUGGUGGAAGAAUAGAAUCCCGGGCUUCUUGGGGGAAAGGAGGCAUUGCAGGAAGGCCUCUUCUCUGACCUGGGCUAGGCUUCUCUUGUCCAUGGCCAGAGGGGAAGGGGAAGCUCACUAGCAGGUACUGAGCCUGCCUCUUCCAUAUCCAGAUCAGACAUCAUGGGCACCCUGAAUGGACCCUGCAGCCCAGGGCCAUCAUUUCCUGACCUCUUUUCCUUCUGCAUUUCCCCUCACCAGGGCCGUGCGAAAGCAAGCACAGAGAUAGAGGAAUAGCAACCGCAGCUAAGUACAUCAGGAGGUGUCUUUCUAACUCAGGCUCCAUGCAGGCCCCUCCCAUGAGGCCCACGUCUGGUGAAUUAUCCAGACUCUGCACAAGCUGUGGCUUCCUUUCAAUACAACAAACAUUUCCUGAGCGUCUUCUCCCAGCAAUCCAGCCGGUGGGUGAGGGGUGAUUCUACCAGCAGGAGUGGGGGAAGGAACUCAGGCAUCCGACAGCUCAAGGCUGAAUGGCAAGUGCUGUUCUGUCUGCAGAAGCCUGGCAGCCCUGAGGAUGAUAAGGGUAGGAGCCUGAAGAGAACCACCUCACCUUUGCUCCCCUCUUUUGAUGUGGCCUGUGCCCUUUGCUCCCGGGCCCUUAUCUGGAUGGCACCAUGCAGCCCUCUCCCCUUUCCUCUCCUUUCCUUAUGUGAGGGGGGGGGUCCACAUAAUCCUCUGAGACUCUAGGGAAAGCCCACACCAUCUCUAUCUGUCCGUGUGAGGCCGGAAACUUGGACUCCUGUCUUGGUCUUCCUUCCUGGCUCUUGGUUCCUUUUAUUCCCUCUACUCAGGCGAGGGAAUCCUCAAACAGGUCAGGUUGUUCAGAGAAUUUUUCUCACACUUCUGUGUGGCCCAUGGUGCAGGUUGAACUCAGUGGGGCUGGGGAAGGUCUGGAAGUUUGCAUUUCUGAGAAGUCCCAGGUGAGGGAGGCAUGGCUGUUCUUUUUUUGGCCUGAAGAACCCUUUGAGGAGUCGGGUUCUGGAGUGGAGUGUGUGAAGGGUUCAGGUUAGAGCGGAAGCUAGGCUGUGAGGCAAGUUGCUGGCUAUGCAGGAACUAGAAGAGUGUGUGUCUCCAAUGGAAGAGGUUUCCCAGCUUCAGAGGCUCCUGUGGAAGAUUCUUUGGGCAGUGGGUAGUGGAGUCAACUCUACAGUGUAUCAAAAGGAAGCUGACCAGGGAGGGAUAUGAUAGGUUGAACUGGGAGGGUCAGCGGAAGUUUGAAAAGGCAGAAAAACAUUCCUGUACAUGUGAGACAUGCCUAGGCCCGAGUGAAGGAUCCAAAUUCAUUUUUUUUUAUAUCUGCUUUCCAGUCUCAAGUAUAGGUCUUUGGAGUGUGACAUGGGCCCUGGAGCUCAUGACUCCUAAAAGAUGGAACUGAAAUAGAGUGGGUUCAGGCAGAGCUCUUGAACUCAGAUAUUGUGAAGAAAUGAUUGUGAUCAAGAAUUUGAAUUCUUGGCUGGGGGUGUAGGUUGGUAGAGUCCAUUCUUAACAUACACGAACCCCUAGGUUCAGUCUCUAGGAUCCCCAAGACAGCUGAGGUGAGGAGGGAAUAGGGGAGGGUAGAGAGUAAGAGAGGGAGAUGGAGGGGGAUGGGAGAGAGGGAGAGAGAAAAAAGAUUUACAAUUUGCUUCCCACUGGAUGUUGCCAACUCUUCAAUGUGCUGCACCAAAUAACACAGAGAAGCACGUGUUUGCCCACGGGCCGAGGAUGUAAAAACCUGGCAGGGUUCUAGCUGGUUCUUACAAAGGGUCCUAAGCAAGAGAAAGAGCUGGCAGGGAGUACUGAGAGGAUAUGGGGCUUUUCUCCAUGGGCAACAACCAUUCAGUAGACUGCUGGGGGAGCCAUCCUAGGGACUGGAGAGAACAGAAGCAGCCGACACAGGACAUCUUCAUUACAGAAGCCUGCAGUGCUAUCAAUAACACCAAGCUUUUCCUGGGGAAGGGGAGCUCUUCUCCAAGACAAGACAAGGGUGACACUCCCAGCUCUGUCCAGGGGUGGCCCGCCUGCUCUAUUACAGAGUCAACUAUGGAGCAGGAGAAAUCCAUGUCCAUGUCAUUAGGCUACAAAGAGCUGGUUGUGACUCUUCCUGGUCGCUUUGUUGAAAGGUCCGACCGAGAGCUUUCUCUUAGGAAGCACCUUCUUUCCAAUGACCUACAAAAGUAGGAGUCUUCAUUAGACAGAGCUCUAGAGAACCAGAUGCAGGGCUGGGAGGAACCGAGCAAGGAGGGGACCCAGGAGGACCCGGUAGGGAGACAACACAAAUCUUAUACAGAAACCUUGAAACAAAGAGAGCAGAAGGAAAGUGGAGAAAGGUUCAUGUUUUGAUCCCAGGCACCACGGUAGAGUAAAACACACCUUGGAGUCACUACAUAUGAACACUGGACCUCCCAUCCACCUUGGUCAACUUGAAGCUCUAAAAGCCUCUGUUUCCUUAUCUGCGAAAUGAGGCUUGCAGUCCAGCCUUGAAGGGGGUUGCUGAGAAAUCUAGAGUGUGCAAAACCUAACUGCACUCAGUAGACUCUGAUAAGAGCCGCCUGACACACAGAGAAUAUGUUGAAUAAAUAAGGUGGACGUUUGAUGUGA
Messenger RNA from Onychomys torridus (southern grasshopper mouse), 5139 nucleotides. RefSeq names its product coiled-coil domain containing 9B (gene Ccdc9b). Lineage: Eukaryota; Metazoa; Chordata; Mammalia; Rodentia; Cricetidae. The transcript has 11 exons. The record is from RefSeq and is a predicted model, not a curated record. The coding region runs from base 545 to 2005 and encodes 486 amino acids.